Herpailurus yagouaroundi (jaguarundi) is the source of this 2904-nucleotide messenger RNA. It is a transcript of the gene EFHB, whose product is annotated as EF-hand domain family member B. The record is from RefSeq and is a predicted model, not a curated record. The transcript has 13 exons. Gene Ontology annotation, molecular function: calcium ion binding. Lineage: Eukaryota; Metazoa; Chordata; Mammalia; Carnivora; Felidae. Bases 115 to 2745 code for a protein of 876 amino acids.
GCGCGUUAAGCCACGCCCCUGUUUCCUAGGUAACCGGGUAAACAGACCUUAGUCUCCUUUCUGCUAGGUGUUAUUUCGUAGGCAGGAAGCUGUGGGCAGGGAGUCCGAGUUGAGAUGUGUUCUUUCGUGAGAGUGGGGUCCCCCAAAGGUUUGGGGCACCCCAAGGGAUUAGGAACUUUCCUUGAGCCAGGUAUAGACUUCCCCUUUGAGAUGAGUGCUGUUGGAGGAAUGGGGGUGUCUGAGAGGAAAUCUCCCCAGAGCAUAGAGGAUGGGCCCACUCACGAAGGGAAGGAUGAUUUAGGAGAUUUAGGAGAGAGGGGGGUCGUCAUGGGAACAAAAUCUCCCACAGAGUUAGGGUUGAGAGUGGGAUUAAGAAAAGAAGAUUCCUCAUGUAGGGAGAACCUCUUGGUUAGUAAUAAAUUUGAGAGGAAUGCAUCACCCGAAACAAAAUCUCUGUUGAGCAAGGAGCUUGAAAUGAAAUUAAAAAGACAGAAUACGUCUAGGACCCUCACGGAGAGGAGUAAUUUAGGAGUCUAUGGGGUCUCAGCCUCACGGGAAACAAAACCUCUGGGUACGGUGCCAGGAGGAGGGGGUUUAGAAAAUGAGUGUCUUCUGGCAGGGUGUUCUGGAAGGAUAAUACAGCCUCCCUUAGGCAUGGUAGGCGAAAGUCCACAGGCUCUAGGGAGCAGGAGAGGCUCUGCAGCUGGUUCCCCUAAAGCGUUAGGGGCUUCAGUAGGGAAACAGCCUGCUUUGGAUAUGGAUCCUAGACAGGAACUGGGAAGAGGUACCUGUGUGGUAAUGGAGCCCAGUGCAGAGGUGAAGCCUCCUGCAGUGGUAGACACUGGUCUAGAAGAGCCAGAUGAAACAGGCCCCCAAAUGGGCUUGGUGAUAGAACCUUCUGAGUGCCAGUUUGCCCAACAACCAGAAGAGAGAAAAGAGACUGAAAACAAUGAACCUGGAGUAGAACCUCCAGAUUGCAUCAGACCUAUAUACUCUGGGAAAUUUUUUGAUCGGAUGCCUUGCUGGCCAAGUGCAGGGAAAGUCAUUCCUAUUGGAGACAGAGUUGCAACCUGUUUGACUGAAAAACUUCCUAGGCUAAUUACUCCACCUGAGGCAAAAAAAUUUUUCAACUAUAGAUAUCCACCUGCUGGAGCUGAAAGAGUAUUUUAUGGCAGAGCAAAUGAUCCCCAAAUCGCACCUUAUUUGACACAUGGAAUAAGAUCUAAAACUUCAAUACCGGCAAAGGUAUUGAUAAAUCCACAGCCCAUUACAACAUUUCAACAGAAAAUUAAAGAUAAAAAGGAAUCAGUAUAUUUAAGCAAUCAAAGGGCACCAUUAGGAAAAUCUCAUGAUCAAACACCAGGAUUACCUAAAGGCCUGGAUGUACUCCAUACGACAUUUGGGACAGCAGUCAUCAGAGAAUUAUCUGCUAGAGAUGUAGUGAAUCCACCAAAACCCUAUGAAGAAGUAUGUAAAGAAGGAAAAGAAGGACAUGAUCUGUAUAUUGUUUCUCACAAUGAUUAUUAUGUGGGAGAAGCAAAGAACCGAAAGUAUAACCCAUCAAGUUUCCAUAGGUUUAACUUGUAUGGGGUCCCAACACCACAUUUUAAUGAUGGACGAGCCAUGGCAAAAACUUUAUAUUGGCUCCAUGAACUACAAAUGAAAAGAGGAGCUAAGGUUGUAUCUAAGAGAGUUGAUGAUUUCAAAGAAAAGUUUCAACAUCAACUUGGAAGAGUUUUAGAUCCCAUUGCAGAAACAAUGAAUGUUCCCCCAGACCACACGUUUGGAUCUUGUCUCCAUGCCGAGGAGUAUGGAGCUGGUGAUCUCAUCCAUAACAGACUUCCGGGUGAGUAUCUUCGAGGCAAGGAUAGACAGAGAGCCCUGAUUGCAGCAGUGCGACACCACCUCAAGAAAGUUAACUACCAGAACUUUGACACUUUGCUGGCAGCCUUCAGGCACUAUGACAAGAAUGGAGACGGGGCGAUUGAUAAAGCUGAGCUUCGGGAGGCUUGUGAUCAGGUCAGCUUGCACUUAGAUGAGACGCUCCUGGCCCAGCUAUUUGACUACUGUGAUGUGGAUAAAGAUGGACUGAUUAACUACCUAGAGUUUGCAAAUUUUCUUAACUGGAAAGAUAAAAUGCCUCUGAAAGAGUAUGAAGAGAGGGUCAUUAUUAAAGGUAGAAAACCAGAUUAUGCAAACCCUGCGGAGGCUAAUAUUGAAGAAUCUGAACCAACUCUCCUGAUAAAGCCAGAAGAUACUGUCUUAAAAGAACCAGGGAGCUCAGAAAAGACUCUCCGGACACUUCUGAGGCCAAGUGAUAAAGUUUCUAAUCACUAUAAGACAACUUCUUCUGAGAUCAAUGCGGUUGUAGGAGCUGUUCCUUCUCUUUGUUAUCCCAUCUAUGGUGUUCCAACCAUUCGGUCUGAUAUCCCUGCCCCCCGAAUUCGUCGCAUCAGUGAUAGAACUAAUUAUGGUGAAGAGGGCAAUGCCUAUUCAUUACUACACCCUACCAUCUUUGGCCAGAAAGGAGUGUUUGAAAGAGACUUCUUCAAGACAAGAUCUAAAAAAGAGAUUGCAGAGAUAUUAUGUAACAUUGGUGUCAGGCUUUCUGAUGAAGAAUUUGAAAAUGUAUGGAAUCUUGCAUCAAAAAAACAUCACAGAGGAGAAGUUUCUGUAGAGACCAUCAGAAAUGUUCUGGAUGAGCUACAACAUGCAGACCGGAUCAAGUGUAAAACAACCAUGUGAUAUUUUUGGAGUUCAUUCAUUUAAAAAAAGAAAUGUUAAAUCUGUGUUCAUUAAAAUGUUGAGUCCAUUCUGGUUUUAGAUAUGUUAGAUGUCAGUAGUCACUGAAGUAGGACUCAUAUGCCUAUGUGUAUUGCUAAUAAAUUUGAUUUGGGAUUUUAA